UCCAAACACAUUUUCCAGCCUCCCACCGGCGCCACCACCGGGAGAAAAUAGGGAUCAUCCGGAUCAGAGUGCGUCAGUCCACGGUCUCUCUACGCAUUUAAACCCAUUUUAACAUUUCUCCUUUACCAGACGGCAUAUUCGUGAACAUAACGGCGGUGCUAGGUACCGGGAGGACGGUAUGGGGGAGCACACGGCGUUUCUGCUGUUACUGGUGGCGACCUUGACGCUUUCAUCUGAGGUGCCUGUGGAUGACUCUGUGGGUUUACUAACUGAGCCCCAGGUGGCCAUGUUCUGUGGGAAGCUCAAUAUGCACAUCAAUGUACAGAGUGGCAAAUGGGAGCCCGACCCCUCUGGAACCAAGAGCUGCAUUAGCACCAAGGAGGGCAUUCUGCAAUACUGCCAACAGGUGUACCCUGAGCUACAGAUCACAAAUGUUGUGGAGGCCAACCAACCAGUUAGCAUUCCUAACUGGUGCAAGAAAGGCCGCAAGCAAUGCCGCAGUCACACACACAUUGUAGUGCCAUAUCGCUGCCUAGUUGGGGAGUUUGUUAGCGACGCCCUGCUGGUUCCAGACAAGUGUAAGUUCCUGCACAAGGAACUAAUGGAUCAGUGUGAGAGCCACCUGCACUGGCACACUGUAGCCAAAGAGUCCUGUGGUGACCGUUCAAUGAAUCUCCAUGACUACGGGAUGCUGUUGCCGUGUGGUAUUGAUCGCUUCCGAGGGGUAGAGUUUGUGUGCUGCCCUGUGGAGGCAGAACGUGAGUUAGACAGCAUGGAACAAGAAGGGGAGGAAUCUGACGUGUGGUGGGGCGGAGCUGAGGCUGAAUACCCCGAUAACAGCAUGACACGUCCAGCUGACACCGAGCCAGCCACCGCAGAGGAUGAUGAAGACGAGGACGAAGAGGCAGAAACCUAUGACAGGGAUGAGGAUGCAGAUGGGGACGAAGAGGAUGACGAGGAAGAAGACGUUGAUGUGAUGGAUGAGCGAGAUAGCGAUGAGCGCAAUGCUAACAUCGCUAUGACAACCACCACCACCACCACCACUGAAUCUGUUGAGGAAGUUGUGCGAGCGGUUUGUUGGGCUCCUGCUGAGUCAGGCCCGUGUCACGCCAUGCUGGAGCGUUGGUACUUCGUGCCUAAGAAGGGCCGUUGUGCUCCCUUCUUAUUCGGGGGCUGUGGGGGCAACAGGAAUAACUUUAUGUCGGAGGAUUACUGCCUGGCUGUCUGCAGCAGCUCGUUGCCCACCACUGCACCCAGUCCUCCAGAUGCUGUGGAUCAGUACCUUGAAUCUCCUGGAGACGACAAUGAACACACCUUCUUCCAGAAGGCCAAAGAAAGCCUGGAGGCCAGACACCGAGAAAAGAUGUCCCAGGUGAUGAGGGAGUGGGAGGAGGCUGAGAAAAAGGCUAAGAACCUUCCACGUGCUGACAAAAAAGCUGUCAUCCAGCACUUCCAGGAGAAGGUGGAGGCCUUGGAGCAGGAGGCAGCAGGGGAGAGACAGCAGCUGGUGGAGACGCAUAUGGCCCGGGUGGAAGCUCUGCUCAACAGCCGCCGACGCCUGGCUCUGGAAAAUUACCUCAGUGCUCUACAGGCCAAUCCUCCUCGGUCCCGUCAGGUGCUGAGCCUGCUGAAGAAAUAUGUCCGUGCAGAACAGAAGGAUAGGCAGCACGCGCUCAAACACUACGAGCACGUCCGCACAGUUGAUCCCAAGAAGGCCGCACAGAUCCGAACUCAGGUUUUGACCCAUCUUCGAGUGAUUGAUGAGAGGAUGAAUCAGUCAUUAGGUCUACUCUAUAAGGUGCCCAGUGUGGCUAAUGAGAUCCAAAAUCAAGUCGCAAGUAUAAUGCAGAGAGUUCAGGCGGAGCUGUCUCAGCAAGUCUCUUCCCUGCAGAGCGAUGGGCGGGUGGACGGCAGGGUGAGUUACGGUAAUGAUGCUUUGAUGCCUGAUCAGACAUUCAGCUCUGCCCCUAUGGAUCCCGGCUUGGAUGGACUGGGCUUUAUUCAUCCAGAGAGCUUUAACCAGCCAAACACAGAGAACCACGUUGAGCCUGUUGACGCUCGUCCAAAUCCAGACAGAGGACUUCCAACACGACCUGUUUCUGCCCUGAAGCCAGAGGAGAUGCCAGAGGUGACUGAAGUGAGAGAGAGUGUAGGUUAUGAAGUUUAUCCUCAAAAACUGGUGUUCUUUGCUGAGGAUGUGGGGUCCAAUAAGGGUGCCAUAAUUGGGCUUAUGGUUGGAGGGGUCGUCAUAGCAACGGUCAUCGUCAUCACUUUGGUGAUGCUGCGGAAGAAACAAUACACUUCUAUUCAUCAUGGUGUAAUUGAGGUGGACGGAGCGGUGACACCAGAAGAACGUCAUCUGGCCAAGAUGCAGCAGAACGGCUAUGAGAAUCCCACUUACAAAUUCUUUGAGCAGAUGCAGAACUAAAGAACUUCUUGCCAACAUUUCCUCCAGAUAUUUCCCAGCACUUGUCACCUUCUGGGCCUUUUCCAUUCUUGUCCUUUGUCCCCAGCCCCCUCCAUAUCUUCACUUACCCUGUCCAAGGGGAGGAAAGCCAUGUGAAGGCUGAUUUUCAUCUUUCGUAGUGAAGAGAAUAAAUCUUUGCAUGUCUCAAUCAGGGGUUUGGGUCUAAGGAAACGGGCAUGGAACAAAGCCUUUUUAAUCCCUUACCCCUCAAUUGUACAGAGCUAAAUUUUCACUUCAGCUAGUUAGACAAGGGUAGCCUGUUUCACCUGCACAUGUCAGAUCAGAGCCAUGCGAUUCCCAGACUUCCCCACACACACCUCCCCUUACCUGCAUUAAGAUGAUGAAGGCUUUCAAAACACCUCGCCGCACGAUUGAAGUGUUUCAGGUUUGUUUUACAAAAAAAGAAAGAAAAAAAAAAAAAGCAUAAAAAUAUACUCGAUCAAAA
Melanotaenia boesemani (Boeseman's rainbowfish) is the source of this 2912-nucleotide messenger RNA. RefSeq names its product amyloid beta (A4) precursor protein b (gene appb). Gene Ontology annotation, molecular function: signaling receptor binding; serine-type endopeptidase inhibitor activity; transition metal ion binding. The record is from RefSeq and is a predicted model, not a curated record. Gene Ontology annotation, cellular component: Golgi apparatus; plasma membrane; early endosome. The transcript has 18 exons. Bases 179 to 2428 code for a protein of 749 amino acids. Gene Ontology annotation, biological process: central nervous system development; axonogenesis. Lineage: Eukaryota; Metazoa; Chordata; Actinopteri; Atheriniformes; Melanotaeniidae.